Messenger RNA from Cordyceps fumosorosea ARSEF 2679, 438 nucleotides. RefSeq names its product Rhodanese-like protein. The transcript has 2 exons. Lineage: Eukaryota; Fungi; Ascomycota; Sordariomycetes; Hypocreales; Cordycipitaceae. The coding region runs from base 1 to 438 and encodes 145 amino acids. Gene Ontology annotation, molecular function: protein tyrosine phosphatase activity. The record is from RefSeq and is a predicted model, not a curated record. Gene Ontology annotation, cellular component: cytoplasm; nucleus.
AUGGCCAGCAUCGCAACCCUCAAACGCAUCUCCGCCAAGGACCUCGCAGAUCGAAUCCUCGCCGAGCAGGGCCGCCCAGAGCAAACCUACGCCAUUGUCGACGUGCGUGACGAUGAUCAUCUUGGCGGCCACAUCAAAGGAGGCAUCCACGCCGCCAGCGCGCAGCUGGAGGCGAUGAUGCCGACACUACUCCGACGCCUAGGGGGAAAGAAGACAGUCGUCUUCCACUGCAUGCUGAGCCAGCAGCGGGGACCCAGCGCGGCGCUGCGGUACCUUCGAGAGCGGCAGCUGCAGCAGGCGCAGGAGGGCAAGUCCGAAGGGGAGGAUGGGCAGGAGGUGCUGGUCUUGGAGAACGGGUUUGAGGGCUGGCGGCAGCAGUACGGGUCGGACGAGCGACUCACGGAGGGAUACCGCAAAGAGCUGUGGGAGAAUUACUAG